Molecule: messenger RNA, 462 nt
Organism: Rangifer tarandus platyrhynchus (Svalbard reindeer)
Lineage: Eukaryota; Metazoa; Chordata; Mammalia; Artiodactyla; Cervidae
Source: the annotation of a GenBank genome assembly
AUGGCCCCCUCAGCGGCGUCCGGCGUCAGCAGCCUGCCUAGCGGUUUCGCUGUCUUCACCACCUUCCCGGACCUGCUCUUCAUCUUUGAAUUUGUCUUUGGGGGGCUGGUGUGGAUCCUGAUCUCCUCGUCCCACGUGCCUAUCCCCCUAAUCCAGGGCUGGGUCAUGUUCGCAUCAGUGUUUUGCUUCGUAGCCACCACCAUCCUGGCCUUCUUGUAUAUAAUUGGUGCCCACGGCAACAGAACCUCAUGGAUCACCCUGGAUGCAGCCUACCACUCUGUCGCCGCCCUGUUUUACUUUGGCGCCUCUGUCCUGGAAGCUCUGGCCACCAUCCAGCUGCAAGAAGGCUUCUACUAUAAAUUUUACCAUGAAAACAUCUCUGCUGUGGUGUUUUCAUAUGUAGCCACUCUGCUGUACGUGGUCCAUGCCAUGUUUUCCUUAAUCAGAUGGAAGUCUUCCUAG